GUGGUUUGAAACCACGCCACUUCAUUCAUGUUAAUCUAAUACCUUAGUUAGUAUCUUUGUGUAGUUUUUGUGGACCGUUGUUUAUUUUUCCUUUGACUAUGGUGAUGACUGUCUGUCUGGGACUUUGAUACGUCUAGGGAUUGAUUAACGACCAUGGGAAGGUUUUUGACACAGAGCUACACGUAUGCCAAAUAUAAAGAGGGAGCAAAUACGAACUAUGUUUCCUGCUUUGUAUGUACUGCCUAUCAGGUGCAUAAACACAACUACAAAAAGAGACAUAAAAUCAGAUGUAAUCUGUUUUAUUGGAAGGAGUCUACAUUUCAGUUAAAUUCAAGUUUAAAGGCAAAGCGGCAAUCGAAGGAAGGAAUACACGGAAGUAAAAAAAAUGCACAGAAUAGACAAGAAAGAUUUUUCAUUCAUUCAAAGUUAACUGAACACGAUCCAGAUUUUGAUAUAAUAAAAACGGAGGAAAGUUUCAAACAUACUUCAACUUCUAUUAUGAAACAUCAGAAAUCAGACAAUACAGACACAGUUCCUGUUUAUGUAAAGAAACUCAAUGGAGAAAUAGUACUUGUAUCAUUACUAUUUCAAAGUAUGGAAAAUCUGAAAAAACGUUUAAGCCAAAUAGAGCAUAUUCCAGAAGAUGAUAUACUGAUAUGGUUUUAUGGUCGUAUACUGAGUUCGUCUGUUCUUUCCAGGGUGAAGCCGUAUGAUAGCUUGUUCAUCGGUAUCAAGGGCAAAGGAGGAAUGUUAGAUGAAAUAAUCGCUGUAUCUCGUGCAAGUUCAGAACAUGAAGUACAAGAAUGGCUAAUGAAACGAGUUGGUUUAACGGAAGACUACAUACAGAACGUUCCUGAUUUUCAGUACAUAGAUGGAAAAACGUUGUUUGCAUAUUUAGAUUCCGGAGUACACGAAUUAAAAUCAGACCUGAAAAUUCCUAUAGGAGUAGGACGAAAGAUUUUGUUGUGCCUAAGAAAUAACAAACACAUUGAACAACUGUUACAGUAUGAGAUGGCAAAAUGGAAUGUUGAUGAUGUGCAGAAAUUUGUCAGAGAGGCAGUAUCUGUUCAAAAUGCAGAUGUUGACGAAAUAUGUAAACUCAUCAAAGAAGAAGAAAUUGAUGGCAUAGUUUUCCUUUCAUAUGAUAAUUCAAAGGAGUUCCAGAUAGAUUUGAAUAGACCAGAUAAAUUUGGGGUGAUAUGCAAAAGAGUAAUAGCAAGACGAGAUGAACAAGUGGAAGAUAUUAAACGCUCAUUACCAGUACCAACAGUAUCUCAACUCAGUUCCCAUGAUCAAUAUAAAAAAGUAGCAUUCAAAGAUGAAGGUAAAAAGGAAACUACAACAAUAUCAAAACACUUGGAAGAUCAUACAAGUGGGCAAGUAGAUAGCUGUGAAAUUGCUAAGGAAUGGGACUCGUAUAUUAGAAAUAUACUUCAUCUGAAAACGUGUAACUCUCACUCUAAUCUCAAGGCUUGUAAUUUGAAAAUUAUCCACAGUGACUGGAAAAAUCGUAAUACUUUGGAAAAGAAAGCUCUGUUUCUUAUACUAACAGAUGCAAGUGAAAAUGCUGAGAACUAUGACGAAAGGUUGAGUGCAUCAUUAUGGGAUCGUAUAAGAAAAAAUAUUCAAACAUGGCAUAACCAUUUUAUAAAAUCUGACAAAGAAUUAUUUGAAAUUGCUCAAAAAGAGGACUCUCUUCUUUUUAACAAGAAACCCAUUUCUCUUUCAACGAAUAAAGCUAAAUUGAGAUAUUUAGCAGAAAAGAAGAUAGAGGACCUAGCAGAUUCAGGAAACGUUUUUCUCUUAAUAAGUAAGAACGUGUUUGCUAAAAGCAUACAUUGUUACAGUGCUGUUAUUGAAAAGCCAAUACCGAAGAAAGGUGGUAAACCUCAAUCUUUUCAUUUUACAUUUGAACCCGACCGCGAUUAUUGGAUAUUUGACCCUGAUGAUUACUCUCAUGGUUUUCAGUUGAAAAGAAUUCCUACAAAUUGUUCUGAAAACACGCAAAAAGAGAGUAAGCAAAUCAAGGAAAGCAGUUUGAAUAUUUCUAAACACUCGAGAGAUACCAUAAAGCGAAACAAUUCAACAUUUUCGAGCGAUCCUGAUAUAACUGAAUUUGUCCCAAAGCCUAAAGACGAGACACAAAACAACCAGACUAUUUCAUUGCGGUGCCAAGGCAUACAAAUUCAGCGCGUGUUCAAAAGCGACUCAACAGAAAUUCAAUAUUCAGAAGGGUGGAGAAUUUCAACCGCAGAACACGACGGAGCAGUUUCGUUUCAAUGUUACGAAUAUAAAUUCGUUCCUGAAAGUUUGAUUUCUAAAGGUAGUUUACGAACCUUGGAAUUUUGUAACAAAGAAAUAAUUCGGUUUGCAGGGGGUUGCCUUAAUGCAAGAAAAAAUGGUACAAUAAUGUUUGGCAUUGGGGAUUCGCAUGGAAACAAGGACUGUAAAGGCGGUUUUGCACAUGGAGAAGUUGUAGGCGUUCCAGUGCAUGAUAUUCCAGGUGAUUUUAUAGCUGAAUUUACCGAUUCAUUGCGGAUUGCAAUAUCAAAAUGUUUUGACAUUCACUGCUCUCGAACAGCUUCAAAGUGUAUAGGAAACCCAGUAUUCGUCAAAGUAGUGACACGAAUGCCAUCUAGUCCAAGAUAUGUUAUAGAAAUUGACAUUGAGCCUUCCUCAACAUUAUGCAAAGAUCUCUUUUUUAAGGUAAAUAGGAGCAAACUAAUUACAUCAAAGGACAUUGAGACUGAAUUCACUCUAUUUGUUCGUGAGAAAACUGGAACUGUAAAGAAAAAAAACCAGGAAGAGAGGCUCUUUGUUCAAACUGAACUAGUUGAUGUUGUUGCAAAACGGUUUGAAGAUGAAAAACAGAUGCUCCCAAGUCAGGUUACUGAUCCAAUUGAAACGCCUAUGGACAAGUUAAGAAAGCACCUGUGUAAGGGUUCAAAUAAACUAGAUAAAUCGAUAUGGCCUAUAUUAGUUUUGAACAAACCAACAGAUGAACAAAAGGAAAACGAGCACUGGUUAAGAUGUUUAAAGUUUAUAAAAUUUGUGGAUUUCCAUGCUGUUUUUGAUUUUGAUGAUGAAUCAAACAUAAAUGGUUUAUGUGCAGCUUUUGGUAAUAAGGAAAAUUCAAUUCUUCAAGAUGAGGAAAUUUUUCUCGAAUUUUCGGGAAACAAACUUGAUCUUGCAAACAAACUUGGAAUGCCACAUGAUAUGAAAACUGUAUGGAUUUUUAGCAACGGAAGAUCAGAUAUCAAACCAUCUAAACCUUGUACACGUGGAACCAAUUGGACAAAUUUGUAUUCAGCAGGAAUACGAGAUGCAGUUAUAUUUUAUAGCCAAAAAGAAAUUAUCCCAAAAGGUAGAGCCUUGGUUAUUAUUCUACUUUUUUCAAAUAAUCUAGAUGGGAUAGUCGAAACAUUUAGGGAAAUUGUAGUGAGAUUUGGUUGGGAGCAAAUAGCAAUAAUUGCCACAGAAGUAACCCUUAAAAGAUUUAUAACCGAGUGCAGGGGUAUGGAAGAAGAAAUAAAAGAGAGAAGUGUAUCAGGGAAAAGUAUGACAUGGGAACAUGUGAAUUCCACUGUUCUAGAAAUAACUGGAAAUGAAGACCAGGAAACUAUUUUUCUGACAACAUCUGCUGGAGCAUAUGUUCCUGCUGACGAAAAAUUUGUGGAAACACUAACUGAGUUCAAUAUAUUAAGUGCAAAACAAUGCGAAAAUAAAAAGUUCAAAUCAUUAAAAGAAGAAGAGGAAUUUGCAUCAGAAGUGGAGCAUCAGUUUUACAGAGGGGAGAAAGUAGAAUGGUUUAAUUUUUAUUUUGAAUCCCAUGUAUUAAAACGACAUUGUUUUGAUCGUUUGAAAUCGUCUGUCGGAAGCAUUUUAAAACAGUCUCCAUCAAAUGAAAGAGAUAAGAAAAUUAUUGCAACUGCUAUAAUUGCACAUGAACCAGGAGCAGGUGGUACAACACUUGGUCGCAAUAUGUUGUGGGCAUUCCAUAAGGACUAUCGGUGCGCAAUUAUUACAAAAAUUACAGAGAGGACAGCGAAAAAUGUAAUAUCCUUGUGGCAACACAAAGAACUAAAUAAUGCAAGACCACUACUGUUAUUAAUAGAUGAACUUCCACAGUCUGAUAUGACAUUCGAAGAUUUGAUUCGUCAGGUUCAUAUCGAAUAUAGGUCUAAUCCCAUACAGGAUGGGUUAAUUUGUUGUUUUCUCGUUUGUCAAAGAGAAAACGAAAUUGACGAACAACCUUUCGAACACUUCGCUCCACUUAGUCACAGUGGUCAUAUUGUUGAACAGUUGAAACAAAAAUUAACAGAAUUGGAAAUUCAUUGGAUGGACAGAAAAUAUGAAAAGUUAGAACAGAAAGGUGCGGAAUACCAACCAGAAUACCUUCUUUCAUUUAUGAUUCUUAGAGAAGGGUUUAAUCAGGAAUAUAUAAAAAAUACAAUAAAACAGUUUCUGACGCAUAUUGACAUUAAGUCAAACGAAUUUGAGCUUUUAGAGUAUACGUCCUUAGUAUCAGCAUAUGCUCAGUUUUCUAGAAGAGGACCUAAUGUUUUUAUUCCAUUAGAAUGCUGUGAUGCUUUAAUGGGUUCAAAACUAACUAAAACAAUAUUUUGGGAGAAAAACAUAUCAAGCACUUUAAAAAUGUUUCUCAUAGUGGAACAGAAAGAAACAGCCAGUGGAAUGCAAAUUAGAAUGGCACAUCCCGCUUUAGCUGAUGCAGUGUUGUAUCAAAUACUUGAAAACAAAAACGAAAGUUUGAGUUCUUUGACAUUAAGAUUCUUAAAUUGUUCUAUAUUGCAAAGUCCGUCUCAUGGGCGGGAAAUGAUUAUAGAUUUCACUAGAGAAAUGCUUGUUCGUCGACUAAAGGAAGAAUAUAACGACGACAAAACAACCCAGUUUUCCCCUUUAGUUGACGACAUUCGCAAUAACGAGUCAUGGAAAAACGCAAGAGAUGUAUUGAUGAAAGGAUUUGAGAAAAUGAAAGAUAGCUAUAUUGCUCAAACAUUGGCUAGACUUUGCGCGAGAAACAAAGAUUUUCAGACUGGUAUAUCAUGGGCAAAACAAGCUGUCGACAUGUCAAUUGGUAAAACGGCUAAUGGAUUCUGUCAUCACACCCUUGCAAUUGUCCUUGAUGAGCGUUUUAAUCAUGAAACUAAAAAGAUUGAGUGUAUCGCUCCAUCGGAUGCAACUGAACAUAUUGCAUUGAUUUUAGAUGCGUUAGACCAUUUUAUAGAAGCAAGUUGGUCACGUACUGGGAGUGCAGAUCAUAUAUUAUAUCCUAUUACGGGUGUCUUCAAAACAAUCAUUAACUGCUUAAAAUUCAUUACCAACAAAGUUCAAUUUUCACCGGAGGUAGACAUCAUGAGGUUCAUCACAGAGGAAGCGUAUUCCGCAAGUGAACUUGAAGAAUGGUUUAAAUUCCGACCAAAAUUUCUAAGAUUUUCUAGUGAAGGAGAAAAGGCCUUUGCAAUUGUUGAGCAGUGCCUUUGUUUCAAUACCACGUUCUAUGCCCAUGAUAGUAUGAGCUCGUUUACCAAAAUUUCAAGAGAACAUAGGUUGUACAGAAAUUUACAAUACCAUUAUCCAAAUCUAUUCAAUGAUUUUAGGUCUUUCUUUGGGGCGAACGCAAAUGAGGUUCCCCAGUCGAACAUGCCCGAGGUUCUUAAUGUUUGGCACAGGAGAUGCUUAAUAAAUCUAGGAGGAAACUCUUACAUGAAUAUUUGUGACAUAUUACGUCAACUGAAAACCAAAUCGAAAUGUUUUAGUUCUUCGGAUGCAAUAAAAAAGUGCAUUGAAAUCAAAACACAUUUAACGAAGAUAAGUGACAGAACACCAAAAGACUUAGCAAACUUAGUAUCUGUUAAUAUCAUAUUAGGACUUCUCGGUGGAGAGAAAAGAGAUUCCACGAAGAUAAUCUUAGAGUAUUGUAAACAAAUAAUCAAAAUGAAGCGAGGUAAUGAGAACAUAGCAUAUUUUUUUAUCUGCAUACUGUUGUGGCCAUCAAACCAAAUUAAUAUUGAAUAUGAUGACGGUUUGUUUUAUGAAAGCCUACGUUUUUUGCAUCGUAAUCGUGAGAUUAACAAAGGAAGAUCUCGAGACUUUAAAUACGUAUUUGUGAAAGAAGAAAGAAAUGUAACUCAGCCGACACCACAGUUCUUUCUGACAAACGGUCGAGGUUUCAGUUCUCUUUGUCACAGAUUAAACAUAUUCUUUAAGGAUAAUGCUGAAUCGCAGUUCAAUAAUGCUAUGUGGGAAAAUUUUGGAGAAAAACAUAAUUUGAAACGACUGAAGGGAUACUUGAAAUUUUAUGAGGGAAAAUACGGUAUUCGAUUUAUGAAUGAAAAAUCAACUUCGUCGGAACAUAUUGAUAUACGAAAAAUACGUACAGGGAAGAAAGAGUUUCUGUCGGAGGAAGAAGUUUACUUUUUCCUUGGCUUUAGUAUUGGUGGGCCAAUUGCAUAUAAUGUAAAACCAACUCGACAUGAAGAUUUGACGCGUCACGUACAUGAUCCAAUACCAAUUGACGAUAAAGUGGAAGCAUACUUGCAAGAAUCUGAAGAAGAACUACAAAAACAGUUGAAAUACAUUGCAGAAUUAAAAAGCAAGUUAAAAAAUGGCAGACAUUUAAAAGAGAGAGAUAAAGAACUGAUGAAGAAUGAAGACGAUAUAAAAACAGCUCUUGAAGUUAAGCGAAACGAACUAUUUAAUGACAUUGACUGAGAUCAACAAUAUAAAGUAGUGUCAUGACAGCUAAACUUUGAAUUAAAUAUUUUGAAAAUCA
Molecule: messenger RNA, 6793 nt
Organism: Mytilus californianus (California mussel)
Lineage: Eukaryota; Metazoa; Mollusca; Bivalvia; Mytilida; Mytilidae
Product: sterile alpha motif domain-containing protein 9-like
Exons: 5
Coding region: 154-6732 (2192 amino acids)
Cellular component (GO): cytoplasm
Source: RefSeq, a predicted model, not a curated record